CAUAUAUUAAUAUUAUAUAAGUAAAUAAAAUUAAAAAUUUAUAUAAAAAUAUAGAAAAUUAACAUAGAAAAUUAAACUAGCAAAAAAAAAAAUAAAUAAACACAAAAAAAAAUCAAAAGAUAAAAAAAAAAUUAACCAUUAACUAGCUCAAUUUUAACUUGGAUUAACAAGGAUAUUACAAGGAGAUCUAAAUAUAUAAAUAGCCCAGGAUAUAUUCCCCGUAUAUAUAUCAACAAAAUCACACAAACAAAUUAUACGUGUUUAUCUAGAAAAAAAGAGAAAACAAAAACAACAAUCAAGAAACCUCCCUCCAAAAAGGGAAUAAAAAGUGGAUUUUAUAAGUUAUGGCAUCAGUGCAAGCUAUUGCAACAAAUUCAAAACCAAUUCCAUAUAUGGCUGGCGCCGGUAUGCAAAAAGAUGCAUCAGAUCAAAACUUCGAUUAUAUGUUCAAACUAUUAAUAAUAGGAAAUUCAAGUGUUGGUAAAACAAGUUUUCUAUUUCGAUAUGCAGAUGAUUCAUUUACAUCGGCAUUUGUAUCAACAGUUGGUAUUGAUUUUAAAGUGAAAACAGUUUUUCGUCAUGAUAAAAGGGUUAAAUUACAAAUAUGGGAUACAGCUGGUCAAGAACGAUAUAGAACUAUAACAACAGCUUAUUAUAGAGGUGCUAUGGGAUUUAUUUUAAUGUACGAUAUUACAAAUGAAGAAAGUUUUAAUUCUGUUCAAGAUUGGGUAACUCAAAUUAAAACAUAUUCCUGGGAUAAUGCACAAGUAAUACUUGUUGGUAAUAAAUGCGAUAUGGAAGAUGAACGUGUCAUUUCAUUUGAACGUGGUAAACAAUUAGCAGAUCAAUUAGGUGUUGAAUUCUUUGAAACAUCAGCUAAAGAAAAUAUCAAUGUUAAGGCUGUAUUUGAACGACUUGUCGAUAUAAUAUGCGACAAAAUGUCAGAAAGUUUAGAUUCUGAUCCAACAUUAGUCGGUGGCGGACCAAAAGGUCAACGAUUACAAGAUACACCUCAAGGAGCGCCUAAUGCUAAUUGUAAUUGUUAAAAAUAAUUUAAAUUAUAACAAAAAAAAAAUUAUUAUAUUAUUAUACAUAAAGAAAAAAAAACAAAUAUAAUUAUAUAACAAAAAUAUAUAUAUAUAUAUAUAAAUAUAUUAAAAUCAUUUUAAAUAAUUAAAAAACAAACUAAACAACUGAAAAUAAUUAAAAAAAAGAAAAGAAAAUCAUAUAAUAAAAAUUAACAUUAGUAAAUAAUAAAUUAUAAAUACCUAUAAAAAUUAAAAGAAACAAAUUUUUUUUUUAUUUUUCAUGUAAAAAAAAAAUAUUUGAAAAUAAUAUUUUAAAAGUUAAUUAAAUAAAUUGCAUGUAAAAUUUAAACCAUUGGAAAACAUUUAUAAAUAUAUAAACAAAAAAAAAAAAGAAAAAAAAUGUAGGUGUAUAAUAUUUCAUAUAUAUAACAAUAUCACUAAUAUAUAUAUAUCAAAUAAUUUCAAAACGAAUUGAAGGAAAAAAAAAUUAAAAAAAAAAAAUAUGUUGAUAGUUUUUUACGUGUCCAAUCGCUUUCUUUUUCAUCCCUUACCAUUAAAAACCAAACAAAGAGUUCAAUCAUUAAACCAUAAAAGUAUAACUGAAAUAAUUAGGGCUUUGUAUUUUCAUUGAUAAAAUGGAAAAUUAAUUACAUAUUUUAAUUAAUUUUUAAUAAAUUUGGAAGAAAAUUUCUAAAUAUAGAAAGAUUUUUUUUUUUGAAUUUGAAUGAUUUUGUUUCUAUUCUAGAGCAAAUUAUUUUAUACUUCAAUUUUGGAAAGUACUUUUUCGCUAUAUAAGUACUUUCAAUCUAUGAGUACUUAAAUAUACUUUACUUAUAUUCACAUAUUAUACGUAAUGGGAAUAUAAUAUUACGUAUAAUAUUACGUAAUGGGAAAAUGUAAUAGUGACAAGUGAAAUUUCAGAAAUUCAAAGAUAUUAUAUUAUAAUAAGAAAUUAUGGUGCAUUUAAAUUAUAAUAUAUUAAAGAUUAUUUUUAUUUUAUUUUUUGACAAAAGUAAUUUUUAUAAAAAUAACUAUUGUGACUAAUUUUAAUCGCAUUAUAAAUCAGGUAUUUUGUUUUCAGAAAAUAAUAAAAUUAAAAGAAAAUUAUAGUUAUAUUUGGUUUUUCCUUGAAAUGUGAAAAGAAUUCCAUUCAUAAAUUUUAAAAUUUAAUAGCUCAUCUUCCUGUAAAGCCUUUUUCACUCCUUUGUACAAUUUAUGAAAAACUCAUACAAUUUUAAUAUGGAAAUUAAGUUUCUUUAAAUUUUUAUAUGCCCUUGUGCAACAUGUGUAAGUGCAUAUAGUAAUU
Messenger RNA from Condylostylus longicornis, 2334 nucleotides. RefSeq names its product ras-related protein Rab-3 (gene Rab3). The transcript has 6 exons. The coding region runs from base 345 to 1046 and encodes 233 amino acids. The record is from RefSeq and is a predicted model, not a curated record. Gene Ontology annotation, biological process: protein localization to plasma membrane; regulation of exocytosis; protein secretion. Gene Ontology annotation, cellular component: plasma membrane; endosome; synaptic vesicle. NCBI's taxonomy places the organism in Eukaryota, Metazoa, Arthropoda, Insecta, Diptera, Dolichopodidae. Gene Ontology annotation, molecular function: GTPase activity; GTP binding.